Messenger RNA from Polypterus senegalus (gray bichir), 5570 nucleotides. RefSeq names its product CKLF-like MARVEL transmembrane domain containing 4 (gene cmtm4). The coding region runs from base 853 to 1491 and encodes 212 amino acids. Gene Ontology annotation, cellular component: membrane. Lineage: Eukaryota; Metazoa; Chordata; Cladistia; Polypteriformes; Polypteridae. The transcript is spliced from 4 exons. The record is from RefSeq and is a predicted model, not a curated record.
AAGCCGAGCGGCGGUUGGCGGCGCCCAUCCCCCACGGUAAAUACGAGUCUUUGGUCGCGGUGAAUUGACUGAACGGAGCCGAAAACUUGCGCCGCUGCUACUUGGAAUGGUCUGGCGUUUUCUUUCUUUUCCGAUGCGAACACAAACUGAACGGCUAACAAAGCACUACGGAGAAAACUUUAAUACUUCAGCUUCAUCGGUACUGGAACAAUUCACUGACCGCAAGGGAAGGAUUGUGUUCUGAUAACGGUACCGUUGACUGGCAGUUGCGAGCAGAAACAAUACAAUCCAACUGACCAGUGGGAAUAAAAAAAUGAGCCAGUGGUUCGUUCAUUUUCGAGAAUAACAAGAUCCACAAACAGCGCGGACAUGAGGAACGUGGACCAAGGGGAUAAAUGAAACGGUAGGCGACGCGCUCGCAGCCUGGGUGUGUGCGGCAUUGGCAAAGCAGCAGAAGGUUCGUCAGAUGCGGCUACCAGCAUCGAAGCGCUGCGACUCUACAAGUGGUACGGAUGCCUCGGGCUGCGGCUGCUGUACAAAGACGAAAGCAUACGGGAGUCCGUAUAUCGAAUUUAAGACCACCACUGGGGCUAGCAUCUUAGCCGAUUAUCACUACACCGAAGUCCCGUGCGCGUCUUUUUGACUUGGCAACCUUUUGCAUUUUUUUUGGCUCUGCUCUUUAACACCUGCCAGGCACCUUUUUUGCAUUGUGCAUAGGUGAACAGACUUGUUGAGGAACGGCUCAAAGGUUGCUGUUGGUAUUUAAAGCCUAGAAGGUUCCUAUUUCGCAUUUGCAUCUCGUGACAGAAGAACACCCCUGGAAAAAGAACCGUAGAACAAAUUAGAAACGCGAUGCGGAAUAACGACGACAUGGAUGGAUUUGACGGCGAGGCCUCCAAUACGUCAAUGAUUUCUGGGGCCACCAGCCCUUACCAACCGACCACAGAACCGGUCCUGCAAAGACAUGGGCUGGGCAGCAUCAGGUGCGACACGGAAUACCUGAAAUCCAACUUCGGUAUCCUGAAAGUCUGUGAAGUGGUUUUGUCAAUGAUGGCUUUCAUCUGCAUAGAGACCAUUAUGCAGUGUGCACCUUGUGGAAGUCUAUACUUUUUUGAAUUUGUGAGCUGUAGUGCAUUUGUCGUUACAGGGAUUCUUUUGCUAAUCUUCAGCCUGAACCUAAACUCUAAACUACCACAGAUCAACUGGAGCCUUACAGAUCUGGUUAACACUGGAGCUAGUAUGUUUUUCUUCUUCCUUGCAUCAGUUGUGUUGGCAGCUUUAAACCAUCGACUGGGAGCUGAAAUUACUGCAGUGGUGUUUGGCUUCUUGGUUACAAUCGUAUAUGCCUUCAAUACAUUUUUGGCAGUAAAGAAAUGGCAGUUGAAUAGCCGGAGGAUGAAUGUAGGGCAGUCAAGUGAAUAUACACGUGCCAGGACAGAGUCUCGGGGUGAGGUGGAAUCCAGACCAGAGAUUCAACGACUAGAAGCCUGAAAAUGGAAAAGAACAAUAACACAUCGGUCCACCUUUCUCCUCAUCGUCUUCAAUGAUCCUUUGAAAAGCUGGAGAUCAUUCUUAGUAUUUAAAAAAAAAAAAUCCUACAAUUUCAAGCUUGUAUAGCUACAAAAUCAAUAAGGAUUUUUCUCAAAAAAAUAUUUCAUACUUUUGCUAUGGUGCAUUUUUUAAUUUAUUACCUUUUUAUCAUAUAUCUUGUUUAUAGUUUAAAUAAGAGCACCUGGGAAUAAAAAACAAAUCAAUUUUUUAUUUUUAUUUUUUAUAUAUUGUAUGGAAGGAAAACAAAAAUUGGUAAUUGAAGACCUGCAAGAGAAAAUUGGAAAAUUCACCACUUAUUUGAUCCAGUGGUAUUUGAGAGCCUGAAUUUCACAUCUUUGUUCCUCUCUACAGUCAUUAGAGAAUAUGAAGCAUACAGUUCCCUGGUUGCUGAGACAACAAUUUCAGACAUGCUGCUUGUGUGCUAUUUUCUGAUUAUGUUGUAUUAAAUUUUUUAUUUUUGCCUUAAAUUUGUUGGCAUUAUGGGAUUAAUUAAUUUGAGGCACAUUUAAAAAAACAUAAAAUACAGCAGGAUGAUGGAUCUGUCUGUACAGACAUGCUUAAAAACUUGUUUGUAAUUAAUUAUUCUCUUUUCAUUAUCAUUCUUUAACAAGUACUGGGAAAUCGGACUUUACAGCUGUUACCAGUGAGAGAGAAAUCGGAUAUAAAAUCUUUCUGAAAGCUGUAUCAGGUGACACAUUGGAUGUAAGCAAUGUAUAUGACUGUUGAAUGGAAGGAUAAUGAGGCAGAAUUAAAACGUAAUGAGUUUAUUGUGUCCAGCCUUAGCAAUAUGUUCUUUAAAAGUAUUAUGAAGAACCCCCAAAAGAUGUAUUGUUAAAUCAUAUUUAUUGUGAAAAGUAACAUUCAAGAUGAUCUGGAGGUUUUGUGUGUGCAUAUUUUAGGAGAAAAGGAUUGUAAAUUUUGGGUUAUAUCAGAACCGGGAGUGAAAUCAUUAAAAAAAAAAAAAAAAACUGUAAAUCCAGUUGUUUCCACAAAUUGGUGUCAGCAGUUCUUACUUAGACAUACUAUACAGCCAGUUGCUUUUUUUUUUUAAAUAUAAUACAGCAUUAAUUUAAUGUGAGGCAGCCCCUACUGCAUCAUUUAAAGUAGAGCUGUCUUCUUGAGCAAAGGCUCAUUAUUGUGACUAGAAAUCUUUGUAUAGUUUAUAUGGGUUUGUUUCAGUUUUAUACUUCAAUGAGGAAAAAAUGUAAUAAGAACUUAAAGACAAUCUUAUGAAAAGGAUCUGAUUAUACAUAUAUUACUGACUUUAUACUAUAAUUUUUUUGUAUUGUGAAUUUUAAAAGGCAUAUUUUAGUGAGAAUAUUAUGUGAUACAUUACACUAAUUAUUAAUGGGUAUCAGGUUAGGCUCCAAUGUGUUAUAGUAUUGAUAAAUGAUAAUAAUGCAUAACCUAUUUUUGAACGUUUAUAUGAUCAGAUGGCAAUUUUGAUUUUUUUAACUAUGAAUUUUGAAUUCUCUGUCUUGUUAAAUAUUGGAAAUGUUUUCCUCCCACUUCCCAAAACACGUGCUGUUUAGGUAAAUUGGCAUUUCCAGUUGUGUGAGUGUGAUUAUGGAUUUGUGUGCGUGUGGGUCUGUGUGGCUGUAAGUGUAUGUAUACAUUUGUGUGGGUUCAGCAAUUGACUGGCGUUCUGUUUCAGUCUCUUUCCUGCAUUUUGCUGCUCACUCUUGUCAAGUUAGAUUUUGACCUUCCAUAAUCUUGAAUUGGAUUUAGUGGGUCUGAGAAUACUAUAUUAAUAUGUGAGGGCAAUAGUGCCUUUUCCCACCAUUCACAAAAAAAAAUGUUAUUUGCAUUAUUUUGCAAAGGCAUUGCAUCGUUUCUCUAUAAUUAUUGUGUUAUUAUUAUUCGGCCCAGUUUAGGGUCACAGGGAGCCAGUGAUUAUGACAACAGCAAAGAGUGUAAGGCAAGAAGCAACCUGCUGCUGCUGGUAACACGUGUGGAGGGAAAGGUUAAGAAUGUACUAGUCUGUAAUCAUCUGCCAAUAACUAAACGUACAUUUAAUUUUAAUCAUAUUAAAGUUUAGUGUUGGUGUUUUAAAAUAGUCAGAGUGUCAGAGCUGUCAUUCCUGCCUCACUGUGCCAGGCCCUGCAUGGGGUUUGCAGCUGUACAUGUCAGUUGCUUGUAUGCUGCAUGGGUUCUUAACUGCUCUUCAUUUGCACUCCCGAUUUUUAAUAGCCACAGUAAGCAAGAUCUUUGAAUACUUGAAAUGAGUCAGGAAUACUUCUCAGUUAACAAAAACGUUUAGUCCGUCAUGUGCUGUGAAGUAAGUAACACCCGUUUCCUUAUCCAUCAACCUCAACCCAUGAACAUUCAAGGUGUGAACACCAGACGCUGUGUCACCAGAUUCAACUAUGUCAAAAUAUCUAUUGUAAAUAGAUAAAUAAAAAUUAAACAGAUGUUAUCUAUAGGUUUAAGUUAGUGGUUUGUACUUAGCUCAUUAACUUCUGCUUGGCUAUACAGUUGUGCACUGCAAACCACAGACAAGUGUGGUGUUCACCAUGGUUGCUUCUUGCCUUACAGUCUCCUGUGGCACUAAACUGAGCCGAUUAAAUUUAUCCUUGAAGAAACUCAAUGUAUAUCUACGAUGUUUGUUCAGUUCUUGUCACUUGUUCAUAUGCUUUAUCCAUCACUAGCCGUCACAGGACGUCCAGAGCAUUUAUGUACACAAAAAUACAGACCUUACCAGGUAAUAUCUUUUGCAUAAUACCGUAGUACUUUUGCAAAAUAAUGCAAGAAUAUUUUGAGUGGUAUAAAUAAACUUGAAUAGACAAACUCAUAAUACACUGUUAAGAAAGCAUCCUUUUGCCUGCCUAUACCAAUGUAGAUACUUCGUUUCCAAAUGUUAGAAAGUCUCCAGCAGGAAUUAUGUCAUUUUCUCUGUUACUAUAACAGGUUGUUAAGCAUUUUGUCUACAAUUACUAUAUAUACCAGUUUAAAUUAAGAAAUUAUUAGAUGAUUGUGAAUAAUAGUGGAUAAUUAAUUGCUAAUUACAUUUAAUAAUGACACUGGAAUGAUUUCACAUUAAGAUGUUAUUCAAAGAUAAAUGUAUCUAAAUGAAGGAAAAAUAAUUUCAUAUUUACAAAGUUAAGUAGAUAUUUACUAAGAUUACUUGAUAUGCUUAUUUUAUCACCUGUUGCUUUCACUACAGUGUCUCUGCAGUGGUCCUUUAUGGCUUCUUGUUUUAAAAGAAAAUACAAUUAACCAUCUGCCCAUAAUCAAUGAAUUUAGAUGCAUUUUCCUCUAUGCUAAUGAAAUUAGUUUAGGAAAAGUCAGCAUCUUUCAUUUUCUUGACUGGUGACUAUUUGGUGAAAAGAUAUCCUAUGUUUUCGCACAUUAUUAAUUUGUAGGAUGCACAUAGAUAAGUAGUAUAGUACGAUUUUGAAUGAACAGUAGUCUGUUAUGUGUGCAAGUAUGCAUGUAUUGUUUGCCUGAACAUGCUCUUGUUCUCACUAACAAAAUGUAUUAGUUGCUAAAUUUGUAUAGCGUAUUUAGUUGAUUCAUUAUAUUGGUAGAGUAGCCAGAAUACAAGUAAUAAGGCCAGUUAGAAGAAAGGACAAUGCAAAAUAAAUGUACAGUCUUAGCUUCUGUUUUAAUUCCAGACACAUGAUACUCCUCUUUAGUUUAAUGCAACAUCUACUGUGUUAAUCUUGUGUUCAGCGUAUUAGUUUUUAAUUUUAAAUAUGAGCGAUCAGUGACACGUUUACUGUUUCAUGUUUCAGUUAGAGUAUACAAAUACACCUUUUGUGGUUGGUGGAUCAAAGUAUUGUUCAGAUAUAAUUACUUAUUAGAAUAGUAACAAAUAAGUGGUAAUUAAUAGCACUAACAGGACUAAUAUUGAGGUUUGAAAAUUUCUAAUCAGUUUGACUGUUUGCUGAGGUAAGCGUUUCUUCACCCAGGGUGCCUUACUUUUAAGACUGUAGCACUGUACAUGUUGGUACUGAAUUCCUCAGUUAUAUAUUUUAAUGUAACUUGUGUUAUUUAAUAAAUAUUGUCAUUUAAUUUUA